Miscanthus lutarioriparius is the source of this 2910-nucleotide messenger RNA. NCBI's taxonomy places the organism in Eukaryota, Viridiplantae, Streptophyta, Magnoliopsida, Poales, Poaceae. The record is from the annotation of a GenBank genome assembly.
AUGCAGGAGCGCCACCCCGCCCCUGCGCUCACCCGCCAGAGCCUCCUCUUCUUCCUCCCCUGGCGCGCUCAGGAAUGCCAGGCAGAGAGAGAGCAGACGACGAAGCCUACUAAUCCAGCGGCUGCAGGCAACAAGAGAGGGGAAACGGAGAGGAGGGUCAGGUACCUGGACUUCUCCCAUGCCAGCACCUCAAGGAAGUGGGGGCACAAGAGGCAGGGAGAUGGACUUGAAGCUCCAAGGAACAGCAUGGAGUUCGCCUUGGAGGCUUCCCACAGCUAUGGCGUCUUUCAAGAAGAUGUUCCGUAUUCCUGCAAUAUGAGGCAGUACCCAAAAUCAGGGUUCAGCCACAGCUCAAACACAGUCAAGAAGCGGAUCCAGGAGGACAUCUCCUUCAGAACAAAUGAAGGCCAGAAGAGGCCCGGUGUGAUCGCCAGACUGAUGGGCAUGGAAUCGCCUCCACUGAACGCAACCACUGAAUCCAUCAGUCGUUCAGAGAUCACCCCAAGACCAACAAUGGCUAGAAGAGAUAAUCCUUCUGAAAUGAUCUCAGCCAAGCAUGUCUCCUUCGUGCAACACAACAACAGGGACUCCACCAAGCAGGCGCCAAAGCAAGAGAUCCGAGCCUAUGGCUAUGGCAAGGAGAGGGAUGUGUUUGGGCAGAUGAACACGAGGAGCAACGAGUGGAGUAAGCCGCAGCCUCGAGAGCACCCGCAGGAGGAGGAGCUGCAGAAGUUCAAGGAGGAGUUCGAGGCGUGGCAGGCGAGCAGGGCGUGGGAGCAGUCGAGAAGCUUCGAACUGGAGAGUAGCCUCGACGAUGACGACGACGACAGCAGGUGCACGGACAUCGUGCCGUAUAGGUACCAGCACCACCAUAACGGGAACGGGAAAGCUGCUAGCCAUGGCACCAAGCACAUGCACUCCUCCAAUGAGGAUGUGCAUUGGAGAAGAAGCAGCAUGGAGAGCAGCACGUCGAUCUCCGGGAGCCGUACGUUCUCUCUGACGACGAGCGCAGACGCCGCCGCCGCAUGCUCCACGAGGCUGCCGCUCUCCAGGUCCUACCACGAGGAGGAGAGGUCGUCGCUGUCGCCGACGAGGAUCGUGAUCCUGAAGCCCUGCCCCGAGCUGAGCACGGACGACAUCGAAGAGUCCUCGCUGGGGUCGCCUGAGCUGGUGAAGAAGGAGAACAACAUGGAGGCCUUCCUGGAGGAGGUGAAGAAGAGGCUCAAGAUCGAGCUCGAGGGCGGGGUGGCCUCCGACGACAAGCAGGCGGACCGCCGGUGGGCCCCCGCCGCCGGUGACAUUAUUCCGGCCGACCCGAAGCAGAUCGCGCGGAGCAUCGCCAACCAGAUCAGGGAGAACGUCACGAGGGACAUGCACCCGGCGCUGGUGCGGUCGGAGUCGACGCGGUCGUACCGCAGCGACGUGCCGUUCGACGGGCAGGGACAGAUGGACUACAUCGGCCGAGACGCCAGGAGGCAGCUCUCCGACAGGCUGAAGAACGUUCUGAGGAGGGACCCGCCGGACGCCGAGACGCCCUUCUCGUUCUCUCAUCGGAGAAGGGCCACCUCGACGUCGUUCGACGAGGAGUCGAGGCCCAAGCCGACGAGGCAGGUGGCGCCGCCGCCGCCGCCGCCGCCGAGGAAGGGGAAGGUCAGGAGCAAGGAGGAGAAGAAGCGCGCGGUGGAGUCCGACGUCAGGUCAUUCAGAUACGGAUCGAACAACACCCCAACGACGACGGCCCAGCUGGACUCCGAGUCCGUGUCGCCGCGAAACCUGAUGAGGUCGUUCUCGGCGCCGGUGUCCGGGACGACCUUCGUGAAGCUCCUCUCGGAGGAGCCGCGGGUGCUAACCGGAGCGAGGCUGCAGCGCAAGCAGGAAGGCCACGGGAGCAGCAGGCCGGCGUCGUCGUCGGAGGAGAGGAAAGGGAGGAAGGACGCGUUCAGCAUCAGAGGCAAGGUGUCCAACCUGAGGCAGAACCUUGGGCUCAGAGCCAAGCUGUUCGGCAAGAAGUUCCACGCCUCCGACGAGCCGUUCCCGGAGGACCUCCCUCCCAUAGGCACCCUCAUCACUGCCCCAUCGGUCCUCAUCCACCCCGGCGUCCUGCAGGAGAACUCCACCGAGGUGCCACCGAGCCCGGCGUCGUGGUGCAGCAGCCCGCCUGAUGAGAUGAACAGGGGAGGCUACCCAAGCCCUGUCUCGCCAUUGGAGGCAUCCUUCAGCGAGCACCGGUCUCACUUGAGAACGGAAGCCAAGGACAUGGCUUCAACUGCUUCUGAACCAGGAAUCCUGUCAGAACAAGUCCAGACCGAAGAGCAACACACCGAGACAAGUCCUGUCCUGGACGAGCACGACGACGGUGACAUGGACGCGACGGAUGAUCACCCCAUAAAAUCCUUCGCCAGAGCUGUUCUUGUCGUCGCCGGCAUGUACGGACGGAGGCAGAACCCUGGCGACGCCGCCAUGUCAGAGUGCGAAACCAAGCCCAUACCCAAGUGGGUGCUGGAGGAAGUCGUGUCCUCAGCCCCGGCGGACGGCGGCGCGGCAGCCGUCGACUACCGGCUCCUCUUCGACCUCGUCAACGAGGCGCUGCCGGGAGCCGUCCGGGCCUCCACGACGCUGUGCGCGUUCGACAAGUGCUACGCCAUGGUGCCAAGGAGAGCACCCGGUGGCAAGGCGCUGCUGGAGGCACUGUGGAAGUCCAUGCAGGUGUGGCUAGAGCCGCCAAGCGACAGCAGGACGUCGAGCUCUGCCUCCGUGGACGUGCUGAUCGGUCGUGACCUGAGCGUGUCACCGUGGCACGGCGCGUUCCGCGAGGACGCCGACGCGCUGGCGAGGGACGUGGAGGCGGAGAUGCUGGACGAGCUGCUCGACGAGACGCUGUGGGACGUGCUGCUCAACGUGGGGGACUGA